Panicum hallii is the source of this 2270-nucleotide messenger RNA. RefSeq names its product photosystem I reaction center subunit IV, chloroplastic-like. Gene Ontology annotation, biological process: photosynthesis. The transcript is spliced from 5 exons. Gene Ontology annotation, cellular component: photosystem I reaction center; photosystem I. Bases 67 to 597 code for a protein of 176 amino acids. The record is from RefSeq and is a predicted model, not a curated record. Lineage: Eukaryota; Viridiplantae; Streptophyta; Magnoliopsida; Poales; Poaceae.
UGCAGGUCCUUUUGGUUGGCUUCUUCUCAACUUCACUAGUGUUUGCGCUGAAGGUCGUCGCGGAAUAUGGUUUAUUUCGAUAGAAUCCUUUUCCUGCUGUAUGGUUAUCUACUGGAAUAUGGCCGUAUUUUUGUCCUUCGGAACGGCCUGCUCCAUCUGUCGUCCGUCCACGAUCGUAGGGCGUACGCAGGUCGGCAGCAGACCGAGAGAGCGAACCAACAUAUGGCGUCGGCCACCUCGCGGUUCAUGCUGGCCGCGGGCGUGCCCGCGACGGGCGGCGGCAGCAGCGGCCGCGUCAGCUUCGUGUCGGUGCCCAGCAGGCUGCAGGGCAGGAGGCUCGUGGUGCGGGCCGAGGAGGAGGCCGCGGCGGCGGAGGCGCCCACGGCGGAAGGGGAGGGCGUCGUGGCCACCAAGCCCAAGACCGAGAAGCCGCCGCCGAUCGGGCCCAAGUGGGGUGCCAAGACGGCGGCGGCGGCAAGCGCAGCGACUCCGACGAGAGUGACCAAGCAAGUUGGUUCCGGUCUUCUCUCUCUAUGGGUGGAAGAAGUCUUGGGAGUUUGGCGUGACCCUGUGGGAUUUAGGAAAGCAAGCACCUGACAUUGAACAGGCACACUCAUGAAAGAAAUAGCUUUGGUUCCUGAUUGUGGAAUGGUUCUUUUCUGCACUUGACCCGAGGUUGAGCAACAUCCUUCCUGCCAUGAUCUUUGUGAUGGCUGUGAUUUUCAGUAUACAUACAUCAUCUAAUUGAAAAUGCAUUGAAUUUUUAGACUGCAAGUUACCUAAUUGUUUGUUGUUCGAGUAGUAAUUUAUCUCAUAGAUUCUCUGAUCGUUUUCUUGUUGGAGUAUUAUCUACUUUGAACAAGGUGAGCAGUAAGUUUUACAUUGUAGAGUUACCUGAUUGUUUUCUGAUGAUUGAGUUAUCUAGCAUCCCUUUCAUUUUCAGUUAAGCAAUUUUUCUAUUAUCUACUAGCAUUUUUAAGUAAUGGUUAAAUUGUUUAUUUAUCAUGUAUUAGCAUUUUUUCAGUUGUCUUGGCAUUCUUUUUAACAAUAUGUGUGUUUAGCUUAGUGCAUCUUUUCGUUUUGCUGCCUUUUUAUGUGUUCAGCUUAAAGGAUCAUGCCACUAGGCAAAUACAUGGACCUGAUUUAGACAAUAAUAUAGGUAGGGAUCAAACAAUAAUAUUGUUUUAGAUAGAUAAUAAUAUAGUUCGCAAUAGAUACUUUUUAAAAUAAGCAAUAUACUGCAGUAGGGUUAGUUGAUGUACCUGUAGGAACAAAAUAACAAGACUAGGAGUAGAUGGAACUGUGAGUCUGAUAAUGUUGGAUCCUGCCGUAGCCGCUGUCUUGUACCUUUUUUUUUUGCAUAUUCUUCGUCCUAUUCUUUAUUUCAUCAAUUUCAGAGUGCAUCAUCUCAAACGUACUGCGCUUCAUGCUUCGCAUCAUACCCUCGUGCGUUUUUUUCUACUCCUUUUUGAGAAUAUAUAGAAUAGAUUUUGAGUGUAUACAGUAACAACAUGCUUCUUGACUAGUUACUUAGACCAUCUCCUUCGGGUCCUUGUCAUCGUUCCUGAAAUCAUACCCAUUCUUAGCAAUAUAGCACUUCUCUUGAAUCUUUUGGUACUGCAUUAGAUAAUAAUAUGAUCAUUUGUUAGGCAAUAAUGUGGACAGGAGUAAGCAAUUAUAUGUGGUGUGAAUUUUGCAAAACAAGAGAAUUUAGUAUGCAAUAAUAUGGCUAUGGAUCGUGCAAUUAUAUUGUAAUAAAUAAGUAGAACAAUGUAUUUGACUAGUCAAUGUCAACGGAAUAUUUUAUAAAUCCUAAUUUUUUUACAAGAGAGUUCAGCUUAGUAUGUCACGUACAACUGCCACCCCAUUGUACCAGGAUAUAGGAUACAGAAGCUAGUUCUUCAGCUCAUCCCUUUUUGCCCUUACGCUGCACUGCAUGCUAUCUAAUUGGACCCUUUUUCCCCUGGCAUAUGGCAGGUCACUAAGGAGUUUUCAUGAAUGCAAAUAAGAGUACAAUAAUAGUCUGAGAAGCAAAUAUUAGAGCAGCAUGUUAGUAUUAAGCCAGGAAGCAAAUGUUGUGUUCAUUCCUCUUGGGAGUGCAUGUUGUGUUCUAACUUUUUUGUGUAGCUGUAAGAUGCCUCACGCUGUCAUCGCAACACUGUAAAUAACUAGUAUAGGUUCAUGCAGUCUCUGUCUGUACAGAUCUGAUGUUUAGUACUCCUGGUUGCCUAUGGAACUCUAAAUAAAGUGGCUUGGAAUUUUUUUCCAUA